GAUUCCUGUACCUCGGAAAUUCUUGACUCAUUUUUGAGCCGAAUCUUCUCUGAGCUGGAGGUAACCUUUUCUCCGACUUUCAAGCCGGUCGCAUCGAACGCAGCAUUGUCUGGUGCAUGUCACCCGACCGCUCUGGAUGCCCUGCGUCCCCUUGUGGCCGAGUUGACCUCAAGUAUUGCAGGCCUAAAUGAUCUAGAAGUGGUGCCUGAAAUUCCAGCUUGGGCUACCUAUUCAAGGCUAGCACACCCCACACGCUUGUUUUGCCCGGCGCGAAGCCGGCUGAUUAGUCUUGCUGACAAGUUGGCUAAGUUCCCGCUUACGGCGCAGGUUAUUAUACAUAAACAUUUGAUUAUAAUUAUUAUAAGUGCUUCAAAAUUAUUACUUGCCCCACUUUAA
Protopolystoma xenopodis is the source of this 396-nucleotide messenger RNA. The record is from the annotation of a GenBank genome assembly. Lineage: Eukaryota; Metazoa; Platyhelminthes; Monogenea; Polystomatidea; Polystomatidae.